AUGGCUGAAGCACUUCCAGACUAUCCUGACUCAGAUUUCUCUGAUGAUGACCAGUCACCUUUGGACAUAUCCUUUAAUGAAGCUGCAGAUCAUAUGAAGAAGUUGGCUAGUAGUUUAGACAAUAACCAAUUAUUGGAACUUUAUAGUCUUUACAAGCAAGGCACUGAAGGUAAAUGUAAUAUACCCAAGCCUGGAUGGCUAGACGGCCGUGGCCGCAGAAAGUGGGAUGCUUGGAAAUCUCUCGGAGACCUACCUAGUGAUGUGGCUAAAGAAAAAUAUAUUGCCUUAGUUCAAAAGUAUGCACCAGAACUAACCGAUCUUAAUGUUAAUAAUGAAACGGGGGCAAAAGAAGCCUGGGUGGCUGUCUCAUCUUUAUGUAGAACUGAAGAAGAACCUGACCUUGUCUAUAGUGAGUUAUCAAUAUUGGAUGCGGCUCGCGAGGAUUAUGCGGACCGUGUUGCAGAGCUUUUAGCUGAACACCCUGAGCUACGUCACGAUCGGGAUGAAGAUGGACUAACUGCACUACACUGGGCUGCAGACCGAAAUGCGACAAGGGCUUUACAGGCUGCUUUAGACGGAGGAUGUCCAGUUGACAGUGUGGAUGAGUGUGGUCAAACUGCCUUACACUAUGCUGCUUCCUGUGGGCAUAUUGAGUCAACCAAGAUUUUAUUAAAAGCUGGCGCAUCUAUUUUGAAGGACGCUGAUGACUGUUCACCAUUAGACAUAGCAUCUGAUGAUGAGAUAAAGAAAGUUCUGGAAGGUGCUAUAUAG
Messenger RNA from Arctia plantaginis, 771 nucleotides. NCBI's taxonomy places the organism in Eukaryota, Metazoa, Arthropoda, Insecta, Lepidoptera, Erebidae. The record is from the annotation of a GenBank genome assembly.